Molecule: messenger RNA, 1412 nt
Organism: Helianthus annuus (common sunflower)
Lineage: Eukaryota; Viridiplantae; Streptophyta; Magnoliopsida; Asterales; Asteraceae
Product: E3 ubiquitin-protein ligase SINAT2
Exons: 4
Coding region: 278-1186 (302 amino acids)
Biological process (GO): ubiquitin-dependent protein catabolic process; multicellular organism development
Cellular component (GO): cytoplasm
Molecular function (GO): ubiquitin protein ligase activity; protein binding; zinc ion binding
Source: RefSeq, a predicted model, not a curated record
UUUUUUCUGUAUGUUUUUACUUCAUCGGGCGACUUUCAAAUACCAAAAAUUCAAAACCCCUUUCUACACGUUUUGCUCAUCAAAAUCCCCCCUUCAUGCCUUGCUUCCAGAGCUUCACUUCGUUUUUACUUCAAUUUUAUUAGAGAUUUCAACAAUAAGCUCGAUAAUCUCAACUGGAUGCUGCAAGUGUUUCAAGACCAACAAAACUCGACCUUUGAAGUUUGAUCAUGUGCUAAAUUGCUACGAUUAAUUCAACAAAAAUAUUAUUGGGAUUUCAAUGGCGCCAGGUGGCGGUGUGUGUAAAGAUGUUAUUGAGUCUCACCCUAAAUUUUUGAAGUAUGAUGUGGCAACAACAAAAACCGAUAAAAGUGUUACAAGAAUAGCAGCUGGAAAACAUGGAAUGCAAUCGCCAAAUGGUGUUCAUGAGCUUCUAGAAUGUCCUGUUUGCACAACGUUAAUGUAUCCUCCAAUUCACCAGUGUCCAAAUGGCCACACUUUAUGUUCAAAUUGCAAGCUUCGAGUGCACAAUUGUUGUCCAACAUGCCGUCUCGAAAUGGGAAACAUAAGGUGUUUAGCGUUGGAAAAAGUAGCCGAAUCGUUAGAACUUCCGUGUAGACAUCAAGAUCUUGGAUGCCAUGAUAUCUUUCCUUAUUACAGCAAGCUUAAACACGAGCAAAAUUGCCGAUUUCGCCCCUAUAACUGUCCUUAUGCAGGGUCUGAGUGUUCAAUCACUGGAGAUAUCCCGUUUCUUAUGACCCAUUUGAAGGAUGAUCAUAACGUUGAUAUGCAUGAUGGAUGCACUUUCAACCAUCGAUAUGUUAAAUCUAAUCCGCAUGAAGUCGAAAACGCCACAUGGAUGCUAACGGUAUUCAACUGCUACGGAAGACAAUUCUGUUUGCAUUUCGAGGCGUUUCAGCUUGGAAUGGCACCUUUUUACAUAUCAUUCCUGCGGUUCAUGGGUGAGGAUACGGAAGCCAAAAAGUUUAGCUAUUCAUUAGAAGUGGGAGGGUACGGUCGUAAAUUCACAUGGCAAGGGGUCCCGCGAAGCAUUCGCGACAGUCACAGAAAAGUUCGUGAUAGUCAAGAUGGACUAGUGAUUCCGAGAAACUUAGCUUUGUUUUUCUCAGGUGGAGAUAGGCAAGAACUCAAGUUAAGGGUUAGCGGACGUAUAUGGAAAGAACAGUGAGUCAAACCGAGAAAGACGAGUUGGAUUUGUAUAGUUGAGGAUGUCGAGUGUGGAAACCGGAAGGGGAAUUGUUAUUGUUGAUUCAUAUCAUAUGGUGUCUUGAAAUGUGAUUUAUUAUUGUGUUUGGAAACAUGGAAUUUGUGAUCUUGUACUGUAGUGUUAUGGUGUUGUGAUAAUUAAUUUAUCUGGUUUGAUUGAUAUUGAAUAUGCAAAUGCAUUGCUGUCC